Molecule: messenger RNA, 1470 nt
Organism: Hyalella azteca
Lineage: Eukaryota; Metazoa; Arthropoda; Malacostraca; Amphipoda; Hyalellidae
Product: glycoprotein-N-acetylgalactosamine 3-beta-galactosyltransferase 1
Cellular component (GO): membrane
Molecular function (GO): N-acetylgalactosaminide beta-1,3-galactosyltransferase activity
Source: RefSeq, a predicted model, not a curated record
UAUCCAUCAGCACCGACACGGUCACUCAGUUCCAUCGGGCGACUUCGUCAUUCAUCGGAAGCUCUGUGCUGAACAAAAUUGAGAUGCACCCGCUAAACACGGAGGAAUCUCAGCGCCUGCAGCGGGAUAUCAAGGUGCUGGUGUGGGUGAUGACACAGCCAAACAACCACAAGACGAAAGCUGUGUCAGUCCGCGACACUUGGGGCAAGAGGGUAGACAAGCUUAUAUUUAUGAGCAGCCAAGAAGAUGCUUCUUCACCGAGCGUCCAGUUGAACGCGACCGAAGGCCGUAAUCUUCUAUGGGGCAAAACAAAAGAAGCAUUUAAACACAUACACCAGCAUUACGUUGACGACUACGACUGGUUCAUGAAGGCGGAUGAUGACACGUUUGUAGUGGUGGAGAAUUUGCGCUACCUGCUCAGCUUAUACGACCCGGAGAUUCCAAUAUUCUUCGGCUGCAAAUUUAAGAAAUUUAACGGCCAGAUUUUCAUGAGCGGAGGUGCCGGCUACGUUCUCAGCCGCACAGCGGUCAAAAAAUUCGUCGAAGAAGCUCUUCCAGACCCUAAGAAAUGCAGAGCUACUGAUGACACGAGCGCCGAAGACGUCGAAAUUGCUGAAAUGGGUCCGAACUGCUGUUCAGACACUGCUAUUGCUUUCCACUACAUCGCCCCUGACAAGAUGUGGGAGCUGGAAUAUCUGCUGUACCAACUUAGACCACAUGGAGUUAUAACCCAACAACCCUUCCCUACAGCCCUACCUCUGCUGUACCAACUUAGGGCCAUACCCCAACAACCCUUCCCUACAGCCCUACCUCCGGACCUCAAAAGUGUCCCUGAACAGAUGAUGCACUCGUCAACGACAAGGUCAUCGGUGAGCUCGGCAGGAGAAAUUCAUGCGACUUCCAGCGGCGCCGAUGCUCAGUAACUCAUCGCAUUUUAAUUUAUUAAAGCUAAUUCAUCCAGGGUCAAAUAUUUUUUCCUUGAAAAAAUACUCUUUCAUCUUUCAAGGCAAAUAUUUAUUCAUUCUCAAACUGGUGUUAUCCUACGAAUGAAUAACCCGAGAAAACAAACGACGAAAGAUUCUUCACUGGGAGGAAAAAUUUUAUUGGGUUUGAUAACAAACGAAUUUUUUUAAUUUCAUUGAGUUCGUAUUAUGCAUGAUUCCUCCAUCCAUAUUAGCUACACGCCUAAAAUUGAACAUGAGUUUUAAGGGGACUGUAACGGUCAAAAAUCGAAAAUUUUUACUUUUCCGUUUUCUUAGCUCAUUUUGUAGCUGCUGCAGAGCCGCGUCCAACGCAGCAACCCGCAUGUAUGCGUGCUCUAGUUUUUGCGUAAAGUAAUUUCAAAAAUAUAUAAAAUCAACAUCUUGCACCAAUAUGUACACAGAUUUAUUUAAAUUAAAUUUGUACUUAUAGAUCACUAUUUUUGUUAGUUGCACAGUGUUUGCCCUCGUUUGAAAGCUACAAAGAAGA